Messenger RNA from Paramecium sonneborni, 2510 nucleotides. The record is from the annotation of a GenBank genome assembly. Lineage: Eukaryota; Ciliophora; Oligohymenophorea; Peniculida; Parameciidae.
AUGCGACGACCUUAUCCAAUUAUUUUUGUUCUUUUCUUGACUUUAGUAUUAUCAAAUGAUAAUAGUGAUAGUGAUAUUCUCGAAUUCACUAAUACUCAAAAUCAAUUAUGCAAGGAAAUUGAAAAUUGUAAAAAUUAAAUAUCAUUAUCAUCUAGUUGAUAUCACAGACUCAUAAAGAUAAUCAAUUUUUGAUUCCAUUUAUUCAGAGUAAAAUUAGGAACUUUCAAGUCAGGUGGAAAAAUGGAUUAAUAACAGCUACAAAAUAUCUUCUGACAAUUAUUUUAUAGAUCUCUAAUAUUACACACUUCCUUGGCUAAUUAUUGCUAUAUCUACUCUAUUUUUAUCUAUGCUCUAUAUUUUAGUAACGCUAAUGCCAAGGUAUACUAUUUAAUACCAUAUCAUAGUUCUAUAAUCAAAUGGAUUAAAUAACAUACAGAGGAUGAAUUCAUUUUGAAUACAAAGAGAUUUCAUAAAUUUGGAAUUGUAACUAUUGUUAUUUUGAAUCUACUCAUAAUUAUUGUUUCUAUAAUAUCAUUAGUAAUCAGUUAUAAUAUUCUAAGGUCUAUUCAAAUAAAGCUAUUGAUGGAUUAGAUUAUUCCAAUUGUUAUAUAGCUAAAUCUUUUAAUAAAUUACUUGUAAGAAAUGAUGAGAAUUUUACUGGAUACAGUAUUUUAUAAGCUGAUUUUAAUUCAUUAUAAAAUAACUUCAUGGAUUUCUAAUCUAAUUUAAAAAAACUAUAUUAAAGUAGAGUAUCCAUCACUUUAUAAUCAAAAUAAUAAGAUAUUAUAGAUUUUAAUGAUUAGUACAUUUUUAUAUAAGAAUAGACUUAAGAGAAAUGAGCCCAAUUCUCCUCUUCCUAUUAAAAUCUCAUCGAAUGGAACUCAUAUUAUCUCAGCUAUUGAAUCCUAUUUCUCGAAAAUGAAAAUUGUAAAUCUCCUAAUUACAAAAUUUAUAGAUAGAUUAUUUAUUUUCAACAAAGGAAGACGAAAAUCAUCUUACUCAACUUGGAUAUUAUGAUAUAGUCAAAAAAGAAUAGAAUAAUAUGUAUUUGACAAGUUAAGUGGAUGAAAUCAAAGACUAUUAUGGAAAUAUAUUUUAGAGAUUUGGGUCUUUGGAGAAUUCUUCGUUAACUCUUAGAGAUUCUAAAUUGACUACAAUGAUCACUAAAACUAAGUAAUAGUUAUCAUAAAUAAAUAACUAUAUAUUACAUUAUGCUAAUAAAUUAAUUGAUUUCCAUUAAACUUUAAGUGAAGAUAUGAACUAUUACUUUAAUUCAAAUAUUGGUUUAUUAAUAGUGUUAAUCAUUUUCAGUUUUAUUGAAAUUAUUUUAUGGUUAGGUUAUAUGAUAAAUAAACAUUUAAAAAUCAAAAAGUAUAUUGAUAUACUUUGGUUUUUAUGCAAUCUUAUAUUGGUUGGAAUAUUGAUAAUAAAUAUUUUCUUAUAAUCCAAUUCAAAAAUAUCGAAUGAACUAUGCAUUUAUUUUGAUAGUAUUAUACAUAAUGAGUAAUUCUAUGAUUAACAAAAUAUUAUUGAUUUUUCAGAAACUAAAGAAGCUAUUCAUUCUUGUUUGUAUGGUGAUGGAAAUAUUUAUGAAUAAUUAAACUUUAUAUCAAGACUUAAAGAUAUUAGAACCUUCAUCAAUAGUGAAAAUGGAGUCUUAGAUGAAAUUUAAAAAUUAAAUUCAAAUUAGGCCAUCUUUAUAUAAAAGUUGAAUAAUAAUUCUUUAACUAUUACUUCAAUUGUAGAUGGUACAUUUAUUGAUUUAAGUCCAUCUGAAAUGGAAAAAUUCUAAAUUCUAAUUGAUGAUUUUAAUUAAUAUAAAGAAUAAGAAAAUUGUGUAGAAUUAUCAGCAACAUUAUGUUCUGAUGGAAGUUAUCCAAGAAGAAAUGGAGGACUUAAUGAUUCUUAAAUGUGUUGGCAUCCAUCAUAUCUGAUUACAAAAUAUUCUUCAUCAUGUUUGAAUUAAUAAGAUCUAUUCUAAAAAUUAAAAUUACAUUACUAAUCAUAAGCUUAAGGAUGGAUUAAAACUUAAUUAUUAGAAUCUUAAUUUGUAUCUUAAAAUUUAGAUUUAAAUUUUAAAUUAAAUCAAUAUAUUAAUAAUCAUUCAGAAUUUAUUGAUUUAUAAUAAAAAACUCUGUACAAUUUAAAUAGCUUACUUAAGGCUACAAAUUGUACAUUUAUUAAAGUAAUUAUUUAAUAUUAUUAUAAUUUAGGAAGACUUUAAUAAAAUGUUAGAUGGAAUGUGUGUAGUAUAUUCAUACUAUCUUAAUAAAAUUUCCAUACUUACAAUUAUUAUUAUCUCUGCACUCUUCCUUUCUAUUUUAUUUAAUUGUCUUACCUCAUUAAAAGUUUCUUAAAUGGAAACUUAUGAAGAAUAUGCUUCAACCAAAGUUAUCAAUUUUGCUGGGUCCAGUAGACUCAGUAGACUUAGAGCAUCAAUUGAAAUUAAUUAAAUAAUGCAAAAUGAAAGUCCUAUGAAUGUUAAUAGUACAUAAUAAGAAUUCAAAUGA